AUGCCACUGGGAAUGGUUGCUAUUUCUGCAUCCACAGCUACAAACCCACCAGGAGUAGCCAGUACAUCCACAGCUGCAAGCCCACCAGCAGUAGCCAAUACAUCCACAGGAGUAUGUCGUGAAAGUUUUGAAGACCUGUCAUUAGACAUGCUUAAGAGUGAGAAAAAACCUGAAAUAGGUGAUAAGAAGCAAAUGGUUGCAAUGAAUAGGGACAAAUACAGAAAGGCAAUAACUGAAUUCGAGGUUAUUCAGGAGGCUCCAAAACCGAAGACCAACGGGAAUCUAACAGCUGAACACGUGGAAAAAAUAGCAGCAGGCAGAAGAGCAGCCCGUGAGGAGAAAGAAAAAUGUGAACAUGAAAUAAAAUUUGCAACACGGUCAUUAGUUGGGGUUCUUUACAAGAAAGGACACGAGUUCAGUACAGAGUGGAUCACGUUGUGGCAUAUUGAAGCUUUCAUGAAGUGGAAACUGGACUCCCCUGACCAUGAGUGUGUAAAGAUUGGGCUCAGAGGUGGCUGCUAUUGGUGGCCAAACUGGGAAUUGUCAACUGCUGGAGACCAUGCUGGAGCAACAAUCCAAUUUAUCAGAUACCUUGAUACUGGCAGAUCUUUCAAAUCUUUGACUCCAUAUUUCAUUAGAGGAGAACAAACAAUUGGUUUGGCUGUAGCUAAGACAACAGAUGGAAUAGGGAUCUGUUUGCAACCAAUGUACAUUGCAGUUCCUGAUGGGAAUGGUGGAAGCAACCUUGGAGUUUGCCCCACUGCAUUAGUUCAAUAG
Molecule: messenger RNA, 777 nt
Organism: Schistocerca nitens (vagrant locust)
Lineage: Eukaryota; Metazoa; Arthropoda; Insecta; Orthoptera; Acrididae
Exons: 4
Coding region: 1-777 (258 amino acids)
Source: RefSeq, a predicted model, not a curated record